AUGCAACUCCGAUAUGAGCUGCUGUUCUGUGUUCUCGGCACCACUGCACUAGUAAACUUGGAACUUUUCGAAGCAGACGAAGUACAAGGUGCGAACUCCAAUUUAUGUGGACUAAUGAAAUUUGUAUACAGACAUGAUGAGUGGAUUCACUCACCAGACAAGACCACUUGUAUACAGUUAAUGUCAUAUUUGUCAUCUCGAGUGUGGCCGCAUGACAACCUCUGUGAAGCGGCUGCGCUGAUUUGUGCAUUCAACACGGGAGAGAGAACGGCAGAAAAAUCGAAAUUCAAGAAGAAUGGCAAGAAAGUGACGGCGAAUCGAGACGAAAAACAACAAAAUAAGGAAAAUAAUGAGAAAGAGACAGUGAAAGAAUUUCCGUUUUGGGUCUUUCUCAUGUUUAUCCCUUUGAUUAUCACCUUGAUCAUCUUUAUUUCUUGUUUUGUAAUCCAGAGACAUGGCUACAACAAGGCAGUUGCUGAAAAUAAGGAGGCGAAAAAAGAUGAAAAGUCAAGGAGUGGAUCUACAGAGGGGCAAGACCGCAAAAGCGCAGGAUUGCCUAUGUCAGCUUUGGACAUGGAGCUACCAAUAUUGGAUUACGCAGGGUUUAGGACUGAACCCAAUGGACCGACAUACGCGGUUAACGAGGAGCCACCGACCGUGUCGGAGGUCUUGGUCUGUAUUCAAAAAAUGAAGAAUGGAAAAUCUGGCGGAGACGACGGGAUUAGCACAGAAAUGCUAAAAUAUCUUCCUCCGUCUGGGAUUCGUGGGAUGACGAAGAUCAUCCGUUCAAUAUGGAUAGACGAAAGGAUGCCUGAUUCGUGGAGACACGCUAUCAUAAUCCCCCUCCACAAGAAGUUAUCCGUCACGGACCCCAGGAAUUAUCGAGGAAUCUCUUUGCUGCGUGUUAUGUACAAGGUAUUGGAGCGCAUUAUCCUGGACCGACUCAUUAAACAUCGCGAAGAAACAACGCGCGACGAGCAGGCUGGCUUUCCUCCUGGCCGAUCUAUUGACCAGGUGUUCAUCGUCAGGAGAGUGAUCGAAAUCUGGCAGUGGUAUUCGAAGCCAAUGCAACUAGCGUUUCUGGACUUUGAAGCCGCGUUCGACUCUCCUCACCGAGGCCGUCUACUCAACGCGCUGAGCGCCGAUGGAGUACCAAGAAAGUUCGUUCGCUUGCUUGAUGACAUGAAUCACCGAACAACUGCUGCAGUUCGAACACCAGCCGGAUGUACAACACCGUUUGAAGUGGUAACUGGAGUAAGACAAGGGGCAGUGGCAGGACCUUUCCUGUUCAGUUUCGCAAUCAACGGCAUUAUGCGAAGAACAGUCGACCAGAGUCCUGCCGACAUUGUCUUAGCACCAUCUGGGUGCCCCUUGACUGACCUCGCGUACGCCGACGAUGCUGUUAUAUUCGCGGAAAGCAGUACGAAACUUCAACAUGUUGUCAACCUUGUAUCGAAGCUGGCUGCAGCCUAUGGACUACGCCUACGCCCUGAUAAAUGCAAGCAAAUGUGGAUCUCUUCGAGACCACGAACGGGAAUCAGGGUGGACGGACAACCGAUAGAACUCGUCGAUGAGUUCUGUUACCUAGGCUGUACGCUGAAGAACAAUGGCAGCUACGAGAGAGAUGUUCAGCAAAGAUGCGCUAAGGCCACUUCUGCAUUUAAAUCAUUACAAAAUGCCUGUGGUCGACCCCCAUCACCAACGAAGUCAAGCUGCGAGUCUACCCAUCCGCAAUUCGCCCCAUCAUGA
Necator americanus (New World hookworm) is the source of this 1749-nucleotide messenger RNA. RefSeq lists its product as uncharacterized. Bases 1 to 1749 code for a protein of 582 amino acids. The record is from RefSeq and is a predicted model, not a curated record. Lineage: Eukaryota; Metazoa; Nematoda; Chromadorea; Rhabditida; Ancylostomatidae. The transcript is spliced from 7 exons.